CUUGUAUGCACUCGUUCUUUCGCAUCCUAACGAGCCGCGGUGCCACAGUCAGUAGUUGUCUAUAGAAGUUGAGCCCCGAAAAACAAACGCCAAUAACAAGUCACAACAUGGCCCCGCCAGCUGUCAAAUACACACAGAUCUUCAUCAACAAUGAGUUUGUGGACUCAGUGAGUGGUAAGAAAUUUGCGACUGUUAACCCCACCACAGGGAAGAAGACUGCUGAGGUUCAGGAAGGAGACAAGGCUGACAUUAACAAGGCAAUUAAAGCAGCACAGGAUGCCUUCAAGUUGGGAUCACCAUGGCGACGUAUGGACGCAACUGGACGAGCUGCUCUUAUGAACAAAUUGGCUAACUUGAUCGAGCGAGAUGUAGAAUACCUCAGGGACUUGGAGAUUAUGGACAAUGGAAUGACUGUCCAAUUAGCAACGGGUAGCGUGAUGGGGUGCAUCAGUUUCUUACGUUACGGUGCCGGGUAUGCCGACAAACUGCACGGAAAAACCAUCCCUUUGGAUGGUGAUUAUUUCUGCUACUCUCGCUACGAGCCCGUGGGUGUUGUUGGAGCAAUCAUCCCAUGGAACUUCCCAUGCUUGCUGAUGGGAGCUAAGUUGACUUGCUGCCUGACCGUAGGGAACUGUGUAGUGGUCAAACCUGCUGAGCAGACACCCCUGACUGCACUCCACAUCGCUUCACUCGUUAAAGAGGCUGGAUUUCCACCGGGUGUUAUAAACAUUGUGCCUGGAUAUGGACCCACCGCUGGAGCAGGUCUUACAGAGAGUAUGGAUGUUGACAUGGUGACCUUCACGGGGUCAACUGAGGUUGGGCGUAUCAUCCAGCGUGCUGGGGCUGACAGCAACUUGAAGAAGGUGCACCUUGAGCUGGGAGGGAAAAGUCCCAAUGUUGUCUUCGCUGACUGUGACAUGGACUACGCAGUGGAGACCAGCCACAUUGGUAUCUUCAACCACUCCGGCCAGAUAUGCUGUGCUGGCACCAGGACCUUCGUCCACGAAGACAUCUAUGAUGAAUUUGUUAAGAAGAGCAAAGCGAGAGCCCUCAAGAGAAAAGUUGGAGAUCCAACUUGUGAAGGCACUGAGGGUGGACCACAGAUUGACCAGGAGCAGCUGGACAAGGUCUUAGAGCUGAUUGAGAGUGGCAAGUCUGAAGGAGCUACACUUCAGUGCGGGGGUAAACGUCUUGGCACUGAGGGUUUCUUCGUGGAGAGUACAGUCUUUUCUGACGUACAGGAUCACAUGAGAAUAGCCAAAGAAGAGAUUUUUGGGCCCGUGCAGCAGAUCUUGAAGUUUAAAACCGUCGAGGAAGUGACAGAGCGAGCCAACAAGACAACUUACGGACUGGCGGGAGCGGUGUUCACUAAGGAUAUCAACAAAGCUCUCACUGUUGCCAACACAAUUAGGGCUGGACUUAUUUGGGUUAAUAACUAUGGGAUGUUCAGUCCCAUGAUUCCAUUCGGUGGCUACAAGAUGUCUGGUGUGGGAAGAGAAGGAGGUGAAGAUGGCUUCAAAGAAUACUGUGAGAUCAAAACGGUGGUCAUCAAAGUUCCAGAGAAAAACACUUAAGCUGAA
Messenger RNA from Asterias rubens (European starfish), 1580 nucleotides. RefSeq names its product retinal dehydrogenase 1-like. Bases 108 to 1574 code for a protein of 488 amino acids. The transcript has 13 exons. Lineage: Eukaryota; Metazoa; Echinodermata; Asteroidea; Forcipulatida; Asteriidae. The record is from RefSeq and is a predicted model, not a curated record. Gene Ontology annotation, molecular function: aldehyde dehydrogenase (NAD+) activity.